AUGUCUUUCGAAUUUCACGUGUCAGGCACAGAAGAACUUGUUGCCUUAAAGUAUGCAGAAUAUGUCUGUUUUUUUUACAGAAUAUUAUGGUUAAGAUUUGUGCUUCUUGAAGAGAACCCAGCAGCAGUAGAACAAAUGAUGCAGAGCCUAGCAAAUAUAAGUAGAGAAGUUGGCCUAGAAAUCAAUGCCAGUAAAACAAAAUUGAUGUCAAACUCAAGGGAAAUAGACGUUAUGGAUAGAUGGCAACAAGAUCGAAUAUGUCAAAGAAUAUAUUUACCUAGGACAAAUAAUUUCCCCUUCAGAUGA
This is a messenger RNA of Pieris macdunnoughi, 306 nucleotides long. Lineage: Eukaryota; Metazoa; Arthropoda; Insecta; Lepidoptera; Pieridae. The record is from the annotation of a GenBank genome assembly.